AAAAAAAACAAUAAUAAAAAGAGAAACCAAAAAGGAAAAGAAACGACGAGAGGAAAUAGAACGGUUAGAGAUAGGGGAAGCCUGGGAAACUUUCCCAUAUACCCAAAUAAUAAGAGGUUUGUUAUUAAUAACCCAAUCAAUUCUGAGAAAAAAAAAUUCUAUUACCUUCAUUCAUAAUCGGGAAAAAUAUAGGGCGUAUGCUACUAUUUCAAACUCCUGAAUGGUCUGAAGAUUUAAAGGGAUGGAAUAAAGAAACGCAUGUGAAGUGUACUUAUAAUGGUAUUCCGUUAGCUGACAAAAAAUUUCCGGAAAAUUGGUUGACAGAAGGUAUUCAAAUCAAAAUUUUAUUUCCUUUCUGUCUAAAACCUUGGCACGAAUAUAAAUCACUAACUUCUCGUGAUGACUUUUGUUUUUUAACAGUUUGGGGAAGGGAAACAGAACACCCUUUUGGUCAUCCACGACAAACACCUUCGUUUUUCGAGCCUGUUUUUAAGGAACUUUACAAAUUUGUAAAAGUAAAAAUCAAAUUUUUAAAAAAGUUUUCAAAAAAAAAAACAAGUUCAAACGAAAAAAGAACAAUACACCCGAGUUUAAUAAAAAAAGAAAAAGAUGAUCAAAUAAAUAACCAGAUAAUGAAUCAACCCUUGAGUAAAAUUGAAAAAAUUACAGAUUGGAAAAAUUAUUCACCGAUAGACAAAAUACAGGCUAUUACUCAUAGGACAAAUACAAUUAAAAAAAAACUAGAAAGAAUUACGGAAGAUAAGAAAAGGCUGACUCUAGAACUAGAUAUGAGCCCUUACAAAAAAAGUUCGAGAUUAGCCUUGUCAAAAAAUUUUUGUCAAAU
This is a messenger RNA of Cuscuta epithymum, 844 nucleotides long. Lineage: Eukaryota; Viridiplantae; Streptophyta; Magnoliopsida; Solanales; Convolvulaceae. The record is from the annotation of a GenBank genome assembly.